CUUGUUUGUUUUUGUGAGGAAGAAGAAGAAGGCUAGCUCUCCCGCUAUGUGACGUAGCUAGCUAGCUUUGCCAACUCCAAACAACAAGCUCGUACUUUAGCUUACGCGUCUUUCGAAAACUUUGCCGUGUUAAGCUCACGUCACCGCCGGUGAAUCGCUCAGCUGUUCGCCUGGCCCGUACAACGGCUUCACACCAGGAAGCAAGCUAACAGCUAUCUAGCUCGGAAGAAUUGAACCCGUUCCCGGUGUCUCAAUGUGCGCCUUUUGACGUGUUGGACGUCGGCGUAGCUUUGCCAGCCGACUGUGCGUAGUUGUUAACCGACUGGAGCUUCGCGUCAAUGGCCAGCGCGGCUCCCUCUUCACCUUCCCCGCUCGCCGGAGCGGCCUCCGCGGAGAACGCGAGCCCCGGAUCCAGCAGCACGACCGCUGGCGACGGUAGCAACCAGGACAGUACAUUCGAGUGCAACAUUUGUCUCGACACCGCCAAGGAUGCCGUCAUCAGCCUGUGUGGACACCUCUUCUGCUGGCCUUGUUUGCACCAGUGGUUGGAGACGAGACCGAGCAGACAAGUGUGCCCGGUGUGUAAAGCCGGCAUCAGCAGGGACAAAGUCAUCCCGUUAUAUGGGCGCGGAAGCACCAGUCAGCAGGACCCCAGAGAGAAAACACCCCCGCGACCACAAGGCCAAAGGCCCGAGCCAGAAAACCGCGGCGGCUUCCAGGGUUUCGGCUUUGGGGACGGAGGUUUUCAGAUGUCCUUUGGAAUCGGCGCCUUCCCCUUUGGUAUUUUUGCCACCGCCUUUAACAUCAACGACGGCCGACCCCCUCCAGCCGCCCCGGGGACCCCGCAGCACACGGACGAACAGUUCCUGUCCCGACUCUUCCUCUUUGUGGCGCUGGUCAUCAUGUUUUGGCUCCUCAUUGCCUGAACCCAAGAUGGGAUUCAUUCGUAGAGACAAGAUAAGACUCUCUUCCUUUUUUAUAGGCAGCCCCCCGCGCCAGAUCCACAAAUGAGAGCCGACACGAGCGAUGGCCCCGAUGCAUUCACACCAAUAAUAAUGCAUAAACACAGGCGAGCGCGAGAGCCGAGUCGUUCCGUGACCCCUCCGGUCGCCUUUUGGGGGAUUCGGCACAUUUUGUUUUGUUAUUCGAUGGUGCUUGACACUAAGGAACUCUAUCAGGAGAAUGUUCACAUUGCUUGAUCUUGUGGCAGUUUUAACAUUUUUUAGUGGAGGGCGGGGGUGUCAUCAUUGUGUCGGAUAGAGUUCAAGAGAAUGUUCAACAUGCUUCAGUGAGUCCUUUUGACCCCUUUGCCGCGUUGUAAAUCCAAUGCGCCAUGAGGUUUGUCUCAUUUUGUCAACUCUUGAAAUCAAAAUGAAAUUCUAUUGUGAUCCAUUAAAAUGAUCGAUUUGAAA
Molecule: messenger RNA, 1412 nt
Organism: Syngnathus typhle (broad-nosed pipefish)
Lineage: Eukaryota; Metazoa; Chordata; Actinopteri; Syngnathiformes; Syngnathidae
Gene: rnf185
Product: ring finger protein 185
Exons: 6
Coding region: 339-926 (195 amino acids)
Biological process (GO): ubiquitin-dependent protein catabolic process
Cellular component (GO): endoplasmic reticulum
Molecular function (GO): ubiquitin protein ligase activity; ubiquitin-like protein conjugating enzyme binding; metal ion binding
Source: RefSeq, a predicted model, not a curated record